Molecule: messenger RNA, 1483 nt
Organism: Diceros bicornis minor
Lineage: Eukaryota; Metazoa; Chordata; Mammalia; Perissodactyla; Rhinocerotidae
Gene: GCSAML
Product: germinal center associated signaling and motility like
Exons: 5
Coding region: 568-1026 (152 amino acids)
Biological process (GO): regulation of lymphocyte migration; regulation of B cell receptor signaling pathway
Source: RefSeq, a predicted model, not a curated record
AGGCAUCAGACCUCUGAGGAACGGACAUUUACAUUUCAUUUGAUUUUUACAACCAGAGGAACAAAUAAUAAUUUUAUUCCUAACUUUGCUCUUUUCUUUUCCUCACAAGAGACUUUCUCCCUGUGUGUUUGGAAGAGAACAAAAUAUUGGGAGUCCUGAAAUCUCAGAUUUCUGAGGAAUUGGAAAGUCACUGCCUGUCAGGCCUGCAAUCCGGGAACUUCCUUGAAGGCGAAGUGAACUUGCAAGUUAGACUCAUUCUCUCCGUUGCAUCCUGACUAUGCACGCACACACGCAUGCACGCACACACUUCCACCCAGGCACACACACACAUGCACGCACACACACAUAUGCACACAGGCGCACGCACACGCCUUUCUUCCCCUCCCCUUCAGAACAGUUCCUGCUGUCUCUACCACGCCCGUCCCACGGCAGCUCGUGGUUGGCGAGGGCCCAGGCCAGUGGUCAGAUGCCGCGGCCUGCCUCCUAUCGUGCCCAUCGUUGCUUUGGUCAAGACGGCCCAAAGUGGAGUGAAACGCAGGAGCAGAGACACCGAGUCACAGAAAGAGGAUGGGAAAUUGUCUCCCACGAAAACUCAGUUGCCUGAGAGACAAUCAGAAGCAGCCCAGGAAUGUGAACCCAGACGUGGGAAAGAAACAGCAGGAAAUGACUACAUUUGAGAGAGAAAAUCAAGAUGGAGAUAAGAAAAGCAAAGAAGUUCCAUCCACUUCUGAUCAGGGUAAUGAGAAAGGCUGCGGCUCUGAAGAAGUAUGCUACUCCAUCAUCAAUCACAGCCCCUACCGGAGGGCCUCCCUGAGCUCCAACGAAGAUGGCUAUGAGAACAUCGACCCCAUCACAAAGAGAGUGAGACCGUUCAGAGACGGGUCCGAAACAGAAUACACCCUUCUGAGGACGACGUACCUCACGAGACCCUCUUCCUGCACCCCUGAGAAUGAUUAUGAAGUCGUGCUUCCUCGCCAGGGCCCUCACACCUCGUCAUCUUCCAGCAACAAACAUGAUACAGAAUAGUCACCUUCAGGGGAGUCUUCCUCUCAGCAUUCACAAAACAUUCAUUUCUGGCCAGAAUUUAGAAAUAGUAUCCUUCUGCUAUAUUGCCUGGGGAAACUCUGAAACAUGGCGUCUCUGUGGUAUCAGCUGAAAUAAUGACAAAGUAUUCUACAUCUGUUUGUUUGUAAGAUUUGAGGAUAUGGAGAUGGUGUGGAAACCUUCCUAGGACAAUAAGCAUCCACAGAUAUAUAACCUAGAAUAUCCAAUUCCAUCCCUGCUCUCCAAAUUUCAAAUGCCAACAUUCCCACUCCUAACUAUCUAUUUCAUUGUCAAGGUGUAAUCUACUCAAUAAAGAUGAAUGGAUAAAGUUGUGGUGUAUAUAUAUGUAUACACAUGCACGUGCAAUGUAAUAUUAUUCAGCUAUAAAAAUGAAAUCUUUCCAUUUGCAACAACAUGGAUGGACCUCCAGGGCAUUAUG